AUGCCUUCACACGGCGGUGCUCUGCAAGUGCCAAAGGCUGCCGACAACAAUGGCACGUCGUCGUUCCUCGCCGACAGGUCGGCGAAAGUCUUCCUCGCCGGCCACAAAGGCAUGCUGGGCACCGCCAUCCACCGUCGCCUGGCCGCGCUGGGCUUCACCAACAUCGUCGGCCGCACCCGCGCGGAGCUUGACCUGACGUGCGAGCCCGCCGUCCACAAGUUCUUCGACGCGGAGCAGCCCCGCUACGUGAUCCUCGCAGCGGGCAAGGUGGGCGGCCUCCACGCCAGCUCCGCCGCGCCGGCCGACUUCAUGACCGAGAACCUGCGCAUCACCAUGAACGUCCUCACCGCCGCACGCCGCUGCGGCACCGUGCGCAAGCUGCUCUUCCUCGCCACCUCCGCCAUCUACCCCGUCGACGCCCCCCAGCCGAUACCGGAGUCCGCGCUCCUCACCGGCCCACCGGCGCCGGGAAACGAGUGGUACGUCCGGUCGUCCAUGGCGGAAAAGCUUGCAACAAGAGCGUGCAUGCAUGUACGGUCGCAACAUGCAACUCGAUUUGACAAGAUUUUACGCCGACUUUAUUUCAGGUAUGCCAUCCCCAAGAUCGUGGGCAUCAAGAUGUGCCAGGCCUACCGCGCCGAGCUCGACGGCAUGGACGCCAUCGUGGCGACGCCCAACAACCUUUACGGGCCGCGCGACCCGUUCCCGUCGGAGAGCUCCCACGUUAUCCCGGCGCUCAUCCGCCGGUUCCACGACGCCAAGGCCAGCGGCGCCCCAGAGGUCGUGGUGUGGGGCUCCGGCCGCCAGCUGCGCGAGUUCACGCACGCCGACGACGCCGCGGACGCCGUCAUGCUGCUGAUGGAGACGUACUCCGGGCCCGAGCACGUCAACGUCGGGAGCGGGCGCGAGGUGACGGUGCGCGAGCUCGCGAAUACGGUGAGGGAGGUGGUCGGGUACGAGGGGCGGGUCGUCUGGGACACGAGCCGGCCCGACGGCGUGAUGAGGCGGCUGCUGGAUAGCUCCAAGAUGGCGGCGCUCGGGUGGGAGCCCAAGGUCGAGCUGCGGGAUGGGCUCAAGAAGCUGUACGAGUGGUACCUGCGUGGCCGCGCCACAGACUUCGAAGCAUGA
This is a messenger RNA of Miscanthus lutarioriparius, 1128 nucleotides long. The record is from the annotation of a GenBank genome assembly. Lineage: Eukaryota; Viridiplantae; Streptophyta; Magnoliopsida; Poales; Poaceae.